Molecule: messenger RNA, 1035 nt
Organism: Oryza sativa Japonica Group (Japanese rice)
Lineage: Eukaryota; Viridiplantae; Streptophyta; Magnoliopsida; Poales; Poaceae
Product: thaumatin-like protein 1
Biological process (GO): defense response
Cellular component (GO): extracellular region
Source: RefSeq, a predicted model, not a curated record
CGGUGUCUCUAGCGAUACAGGACAAAAAAAAAGCUUCUGUUCUUGCUACCAUGGUUGCUAUGAGAGGAGCCUCGCCGGUUGUUGUUCUGGUCUUGGUUGCUUCCGUUCUUGCUCCAGGCGCCAUGUCAGCGAAGUUCGUGUUCACCAACAAUUGCCAUGAAGUGCUCUACCCCGGCGUGCUGACGCCGGCGACCGCGCAGGCGUUCCCGACCACCGGGUUCGAGCUGCAGCCGGGCGCGUCCGCCGCGUACGACGGGGUCCCGGACAACUGGUCGGGCAACAUCUGGGCCCGGCGGCUCUGCUCCACGGACGCCUCGGGCCGCUUCUCGUGCGAGUCCGGCGACUGCGGCACGGGCCGCGUGGAGUGCGACGGCAGGGGCAACGGCCCGCCGUCGACGCUGUCCGAGUUCACGCUACGCGGCGGCAGCGCCCGCGACACGGACUUCUACGACAUCAGCAACGUGGACGGGUUCAACGUGCCCGUGCAGGUGGCGCCGUCGGGCGCCGGGUGCUCGGCGGUGGCGUGCGCGGCCGACAUCGACGCGUCGUGCCCCGCGGAGCUGGCGGUGAAGGGCGCCGGCGGCGCGGUGGUGGGGUGCAAGAGCGGGUGCCUGGCGUUCGGCCGGGACGACCUGUGCUGCCGCGGGGCGUACGGGACGCCGGACAAGUGCCCGCCGAGCCAGUACUCCAAGUUCUUCAAGGACAAGUGCCCGCAGGCGUACAGCUACGCCUACGACGACAAGAGCAGCACCUUCACCUGCACCUCUGGCGCCAGCUACCAAAUCACCUUCUGCCCUUGACCUCCUAGCAAUUUGAUCAUUUACUGAUAGAUUUGGAUUAAUCGAUUAGCUGUCAAUUUGGAACUCUUUAUUGAAUAACAGGGGUUAUUAUGCUUUGCCUAUCUAGUUCGCUUCGGAAUUAUCUGAACGGCAGAACUUUUCUUCUUUUUGUUGUUGUUAAUUUUAAGGUUCCUUAUGCUAGUAAACUGCAGUGAAAACAAAAUUUAAAUCUAAUGAUCGAUGUUUAUAGUCGUUU